Messenger RNA from Amphiprion ocellaris (clown anemonefish), 1101 nucleotides. RefSeq lists its product as uncharacterized. The transcript is spliced from 3 exons. Gene Ontology annotation, molecular function: nucleic acid binding. The record is from RefSeq and is a predicted model, not a curated record. The coding region runs from base 1 to 870 and encodes 289 amino acids. NCBI's taxonomy places the organism in Eukaryota, Metazoa, Chordata, Actinopteri, Pomacentridae.
AUGGGCUUACAAUUGCCGAGGCUGGUCGAAUGGUGCAGCCAAAUGUUGGGAGAACAACUGUGUCUUCAAUCAUUCAGACUUUUCGUCGAGAGAAAAGGGCUGCAAGACAACCUCACAGGGGUGGCAGAGGGCCUCUUUUCACACCUGAACAGGAGGAGGCUAUCUGCACCAGAUGUUGUAGAAAACAAUACCAUAAGACUAAGGGAGAUAAAGAGUGCCAUUUUCGAGGACAACAACAUCUUUGCAAACAUCCAAACAGUCAGCAUCUCAACCAUUGACAGGGUGCUGAAAAGACACCAAAUGAGUAUGAAGCAGUUGUACACUGUUCCUUUUGAAAGAAAUGGUGAAAGAGUGAAGGAGCUGCACUACCAGUAUGUACAGCGUAUAAUGGAACUGGAAGCAAGUGAACCACCGCACAACUUCAUCUACGUGGAUGAAGCUGGCUUCAACCUAACGAAAUGCAGAAGGCGGGCUCGAAAUAUCAUUGGCCACAGAGCUACAGUAGAUGUGCCAGGUCAACGGGGCGGGAACAUGACCAUGGGUGUUGCUAUCUCUGAGAAUGGUGUGGUAACUCAUAUUCCAAUAAUUGGGCCAUACAAUACAGAGCAUCUUGUCACCUUUUUAGACACUCUCUACAGGGAUCUCAUCCCUGAACAAGAGAGGGGUCAGACUGGAGAGAACUUGCCAAAGUUCGUGAUAGUUUGGGACAAUGUCAGUUUCCAUCGCUCCAACAUCAUCAGGCAAUGGUUUGCCACCCACAACAGGAUGCUGAUGGAGUUCCUCUCACCCUAUUCCCCAUUCCUUAACCCCAUUGAGGAAUUUUUCUCACCAUGGAGAUGGAAAAUGUAUGACUGCCAGCCACAUACAUAGAUGACCCUUCUGGCUGCCAUGGAUGCAGCGUGUGAUGACAUCACAGCAGAAGCCUGCAGAGGCUGGAUAAGACUCUCUAAAAGAUUCUUUCCACGCUGCAUCACAAGAGAAGAUAUUUGUUCUGACGUGGAUGAGAAUUUGUGGCCCAACAGACAGGAACGUCAGGAGGUGUAGGAAGACUGCACUGUAAUCCCUACAGCACUGCAUGUACAGUUUUCCUUAAGGAGAUUG